UGCUUCAAACCGGCAACAAUGGGGACCUCACCACCAACUUGAGAAGACGACAGCACAAAUUACAGAACCCAAUUAGUUAAAAGCACAUGGAAGAGCGCCAAAAGGGAAAGGGCAAGGACGAGAAGAAGGAAGAAAAGGGAAGGGAAUCAGAGGUCCGGUACCGGGGCGUCCGGCGGCGUCCCUGGGGGAAGUACGCGGCGGAGAUACGGGACACUUCCAGGCAAGGCGCCCGGGUGUGGCUCGGAACGUUCGACACGGCGGAGGAGGCGGCGAGGGCUUAUGACCGAGCGGCAUUUACCAUGAGGGGCCAUCUCGCCGUCCUGAAUUUCCCCGGCGAGUACUUCUCACAGACGCCGAGCUCCGGUUAUUAUCCGUCGUCGUCUUCCUCCGCUUCGGCUUCUCUUAGGCCGGGAAAGGAUGUGAUCGAGCUGGAGUGCUUGGAUGACAAAGUGUUGGAGGAGCUUCUUGAAUCGGAUCAAGAGGAGGAGGAGGAGGAGCCGAGGAGGAGAUGAUCAAGACGAGAAGAGAAGAUUGAUAUCUACCGAUGUUUCAUUGUUAAUUACUAUAUUAUAUAUAUAUAUAUAUAUCUCGUCGUGCUGCAUGCGUUUCUUCUUAAUUUGCUUUCUUCCUGCUCUGUGUGUGGGUUUGCUCCUCCAUUGUUUUCCUCUGAAAGAACGAGAGAGAAGGAGACGAGAGAAAUGCAAUUUAGCUCCUCCGUUUACUGUUCCAUAUUUGGAAGGUUAAUGGCGGCUUUAGGCUUUGCUAAUGCCUGUGUGGAAUUCAAGUAGACUAUAUGCAAUCAAUGGCUUGGCAAUGCGGAUGUUGACUAUCAAUGUGGACUUAAACUGCAAUUACCCUGCAAUUCAUCCCGGGGAAAAAGAAAAAACAUAAGAAGCCACGUCAUUGAUAAUUUUCAUUUAGCCGCCGCUGAUGUGCCACUCCACUCUUGGGCUUCGGCCCAUUCAGCCCAUGGUCACAUUUCAUGUGGGCUUCUUGGAUGCUAGGAGCCUUGCAGCUUUAUCUAUUCUAACAUAACAUGCAAACUUUGUGUUCGGCUUAACAAUUGCCAUAGGCCCAUAGCUUCAUUGAAAAAUACGAUUUUUUUUUUUUUUUAAACUUAGAACGUCGUUCUUCAAUAUAAUAGGUAUUUUUGAUAUUGUCAUAAUAUAAUAAAUCUAGCCUAGCCGAUUGAGCCCAGCCAGGGACUCGGGCUUCGGCCCAUUGAGCCCAUGCUCGCAU
Messenger RNA from Diospyros lotus (date-plum), 1239 nucleotides. RefSeq names its product ethylene-responsive transcription factor ERF098-like. The coding region runs from base 87 to 512 and encodes 141 amino acids. Gene Ontology annotation, molecular function: DNA-binding transcription factor activity; DNA binding. Gene Ontology annotation, biological process: regulation of DNA-templated transcription; ethylene-activated signaling pathway. The transcript has a single exon. NCBI's taxonomy places the organism in Eukaryota, Viridiplantae, Streptophyta, Magnoliopsida, Ericales, Ebenaceae. The record is from RefSeq and is a predicted model, not a curated record.